CCGCCAACCUUCCCCUGCCUUGAGUUUUGGUCUCUAGAUUUUAUUUCCUCAUAAAUGGGAGGAGAUAUGCAGCGAGGAGGGGGCGGAGUGUCCUCACUGUCCUGUCAUAACUUCUUUGAUGCUGAUGGAAAGAGACAUCAGUGCAUUUUCUGGCAAACAUACUUCCAGCUCCUUUGUAAAAUAUUUGGAGGAUAUACAGUAAAACCAUGCUGCCACUGUUAAUAGGCUUGUUGGCAUCUUUUUCUCUGCAAAGCUCAGCACUCCCCUUGAAAAAUGACUCUGCGUCCCUCCCACGGACUUUUGCUGGACACUUUGUGAUGGUCACAGAUGAGCCUGUGGACUACAUCGGCCUGUCUGUGGAAGACCUUUGGACCUAUGAUGAGGGCUCCGGCUCAGAGUUGGAGCAGGAACCUGUGAAAAAACACGGCCACCACGGCCCACAACGCCAUUCCCAUAAGCACUACUUUGUCUCAGAAGAGACCAAAAGAUUUCUACAGGGUCGCCUGGCAACAAGCUUUGUCCCGACCGUUUACACCCUGGUCUUUAUCAUCGGUGUGCCCCUCAACCUCGUUGCCGUGGUGAUCUUUGUGCGCCACAUCCGUCCCAGAAAGCCGGCCGUUAUCUAUAUGCUGAACUUGGCUUGCGCUGACCUUUUGUUCGGCCUGCUCCUUCCCUUCAAGAUUGCCUAUCAUUACCAUGGCAACAACUGGAUUUAUGGCCCCUUCAUGUGCAGAGUGGUCACCGCGGCCUUCCACUGUAACAUGUACUGCUCUGUCCUGCUCAUCAUGUGUAUCAGCAUUGACCGUUUCCUGGCUGUAGUUUACCCCGCGAACUCCCUGACGUGGCGCAGCCCUCAGGCAGCAUCAGCCGUGUGUGCUGCCAUGUGGGUGUUAUCUCUGGGAGGAGUUUUCCCUCUCCUGCUCUCCGGACAGACCGUGCAUUUAUCAGAUCUCGGCAUCACCACCUGCCACGAUGUGCAGGAUGUGCAAAACCUACAAACGUAUUAUCUUUACUUCUUCCCCAUCUACUCCUCUGUCUUCUUCUUCAUCCCUCUCGCCUUCACUGUCGUCUGUUACGUACGGAUCAUUCAGGCUCUGGCUGCGGCCAACGUGGAGAACCGCUCCAGGAAGGCUCGAGCCGUGGUGAUGGCUGUGGUGGUGCUGGUGGUGUUCGCGGUCUGCUUCACGCCCACCAACAUCAUCCUGAUGGUCCACUAUGUUCAGGUGGUCCAGAGGUCCAGCGACAGUUCCUACCAGGCGUACCUGCUGUCCAUGUGCAUAGGCACCCUCAGCUGCUGCCUGGAUCCAGUCCUCUAUUACUUUGGCUCGUCUCAGUGCCAGAAACAGGUGGCGUCACUGCUGAGAUGGAAGCGUCUGGCGGAAACUCACAGCGCUGGAAGCAGCGACUGCACGGACAGCAUCAGAGCGUGCAAGAUGGAGAGCGUUCAGACUGGCCAGGGGAGCCAUUACAGCAGGCUGGAGGCUUGAAAAUGGACACGGGCAGUCUGUCACUGAGAAACUUUACAAACUAUCUCUCACACUGUCAUACUUCAGAUUCAGUGUGUAGUUGAAUCACUACUAAGAAAAAGCUUAGGUUGGAUGAGGAAAAAAAAAAGUGGAGAUUUAUUUGUAUCGAAAGAAACAUGUUUACAUAAAAACAACAUUUUGUGUUAUUUUGUAAUCAUAUAGCCUAUUCUUAUUUUCAGUGAAUUAUGGAAAUCAUAGAGUUAGUCUAUCUCAACCAAAACUGCUUUCCUAAACAAUAUAAGACAUGAGUGUAGUAAUAUCUUUGUUACGGAUGUUUUAAGAAAAUAUGUAAAGGAGGUUGGAUCAUUGAUUUCUUGACAUAUCGCAUGGAUGAAGCCGGAAAUACAGUACAGUGUGUGUAAAGUACAGGUAAUUCAGUCAAAACAAAUAACAACAACAACAACAUUGUACAUAUUAUUCCUUAAUACAUGUUGUUGUC
Messenger RNA from Mugil cephalus (flathead mullet), 1965 nucleotides. RefSeq names its product coagulation factor II (thrombin) receptor (gene f2r). The transcript is spliced from 2 exons. The coding region runs from base 207 to 1487 and encodes 426 amino acids. Gene Ontology annotation, molecular function: thrombin-activated receptor activity. The record is from RefSeq and is a predicted model, not a curated record. Gene Ontology annotation, cellular component: membrane. Gene Ontology annotation, biological process: positive regulation of blood coagulation; phospholipase C-activating G protein-coupled receptor signaling pathway; blood coagulation. NCBI's taxonomy places the organism in Eukaryota, Metazoa, Chordata, Actinopteri, Mugiliformes, Mugilidae.